Aspergillus terreus NIH2624 is the source of this 1689-nucleotide messenger RNA. RefSeq lists its product as uncharacterized. The record is from RefSeq and is a predicted model, not a curated record. NCBI's taxonomy places the organism in Eukaryota, Fungi, Ascomycota, Eurotiomycetes, Eurotiales, Aspergillaceae. The coding region runs from base 1 to 1689 and encodes 562 amino acids. The transcript is spliced from 2 exons.
AUGGAUUUGGUUUCACUUGAUCUCCGGGCAAAGAAACCCCAGGUCUCCUGGGGCACUGAACAAAAGGUGUACCUGUGCUGUCUAUUUCGGUUCUUCGAAAGGGAGAUGUCGCUCUAUAAGCAAGUAUUCGAUCUCGAAUUUCAGACGGAGCCUGAUACAUGGGGAUUUCCAAACGGCGUACCAUCAAGCAGACUUGACACCCGAUGGACAGACAUGCGGUCGAGAGGGGACCCUAUAUGGGGCUACGUUCACUUAUCCCCCUUCGAUAUGAAUGGACAGUGGGGUUCUGUCGUCGAAAGAAUUCAAAUUGCUGCGGAAACUCUAGGUAUCCGUCUUGAAAGAAAGACGGCGGACGACAUCGAUGUUUCGAGAUUCACCCCGACAUCUAGACUGACACUCUCGCAACAGCAAGUCGUGGGAAUGACUGAAGAGCAGACUUCAAGCUCUCCCAGGAAACGCCCCGAUAACUUCCCGGUCGAUAAUUUACCCCCGUCGAAGCGUCGUGAGCCAGAGAAGCUUUGCACUGGAGGUGGCAAAAAGUGCCUCUGGUGUUCAUUCCAUCAGCUGGAGUCAGAGGACGCCUCUGCUGCCGCUUUGCGAACCGAGUUGCCCACGCUUCUCUACAGGUGGUCCAAUGUCGACACCCAAGGCGUCAAUACCAGAAAGCUAUAUCUCUCUGGACUCGCUGCCGAAGCUGAAUAUUUCUCGCCUAACGAUAUCUCGGCGGAAGAAUUUAAGAGCUUUCUGUCCCGACAUGUUCACAUCGACAAAGUCCCGUCUCCCUUUAUUUCGACCAUGAUGUCCUUGUUGGCGCCUCUACAUCGAGGAAUCAGAAGCAAAGAUACAGCGAUUGUCUCUAUCAUCGACCCGAACAAGUUGGGCACAGAGUCCCCCGUGUUUUCCGCGAAAGAUCUUAUGCGCAGGAUCAGCCUGAAAGUUAACGGGUAUUACAAUGGCACGGGAGAAUACCUAGUCUGGUGGAAAAUCCCUGCCUCUGCAAUUAUCUGUUCCUUCAAAGUUAGCGACCUUAUGCAUAUAGCUCAGGACUGGCCAGCUAUUCUUGAACUGAUGCAAUUCGAUACGAUUGCCGCCACUCAAGGAAUCCGCGGAGGGCUACGGCGUAAACUAGCCAGAGGACCCGGAGCAGUGAACAUGGACACUGGAAUCUUGAUUGGGAGACUGCUUUGCCUACUUCACAUUCCCUACGAAUACGCCCCUCUUGUCGGCGAAGGGAUCAUAUACUCGUGGACAAUGAAGCGACAUGGGCUGUGGAGGAAGUUCGAAGAGGGAAUCGAUCGUGGGUAUCAAGGUUGUCAGAAUCCUCUGGUUCACUCCAUGGACACUGCGCAGGAAGAACCCGAGGUCCUGGAUGAUAACUCCCACGAAGUCAUGAGCAUCUCCAGCGGCGCCUCUGGGACCGUCAGAAGUGAUUCGCCUUCCCCGCAACAUCCGACUGUGUCUGUCGAGAUCUUCAACCAGAGAACGCAGAGCUGGGUCGACCAGCAUUUGGCCAGAAGUUCACCUGAAGAACCUGUGCAUCAAGGACUCAGUGCGGCUGACGACGACAUCGACUGCCUCUCAAUUUCCGACACAAAUGAAGACAAAACUAGCGAAAACGACGAGCAGGUGCCGCAGGACUUGUUUGAGAUUGGCCGAGCGCGCAUCAGAGAACUGUUGGGAUCACGCUGA